AUGGCUGAGAAGGGUGACUGCCUAGCCAGCGUCUACGGGUAUGACCUCGGCGGGCGCUUUGUUGACUUCCGACCCCUGGGUUUCGGCGUCAAUGGGCUGGUGCUGUCAGCUGUGGACAGCAGGGCCUGCCGGAAGGUGGCCGUGAAGAAGCUGGCCCUGAGCGAUGCCCGGAGCAUGAAGCACGCCCUCCGGGAGAUUAAGAUAAUCCGGCGGCUGGACCAUGACAACAUUGUGAAGGUGCACGAGGUGCUGGGACCCCAGGGCACCGACCUGCAGGGUGAGCUGUUCAAGUUCAGCGUGGCCUACAUUGUCCAGGAGUACAUGGAGACGGACCUGGCCCGCCUGCUGGAGCAGGGCACACUGACGGAGGAGCACGCCAAGCUGUUCAUGUACCAGCUGCUGCGUGGCCUCAAGUACAUCCACUCCGCCAACGUGCUGCACCGGGACCUGAAGCCCGCCAACAUCUUCAUCAGCACCGAGGACCUGGUGCUCAAGAUCGGAGACUUCGGCCUGGCGAGGAUCGUGGACCAGCAUUACUCGCACAAGGGUUAUCUGUCGGAAGGGUUGGUGACCAAAUGGUACCGCUCGCCUCGCCUGCUCCUGUCCCCAAACAAUUACACCAAAGCCAUCGACAUGUGGGCCGCCGGCUGCAUCCUGGCGGAGAUGCUAACUGGGAGGAUGCUCUUUGCUGGGGCUCACGAGCUGGAACAGAUGCAGCUGAUCCUGGAGACCAUCCCUGUGAUCCGGGAGGAGGACAAGGACGAGCUGCUCAAGGUGAUGCCUUCCUUCGUCAGCAGCACCUGGGAGGUGAAGAGGCCUCUUCGCAAGCUGCUCCCCGAAGUGGACAGUGAAGCCAUUGACUUUCUGGAGAAGAUUCUGACCUUUAACCCCAUGGAUCGCUUAACGGCCGAGAUGGGGCUGCAGCACCCCUACAUGAGCCCCUACUCGUGCCCCGAGGAUGAGCCCACCUCACAGCAUCCCUUCCGCAUCGAGGAUGAGAUAGACGACAUCCUGCUGAUGGCCUCCACCCAGAGCCAGCUCUCCAACUGGGACACGUGCCCUUUCAGGUACCCUGUGAGCCUGUCAUCGGACCUGGAGUGGCGGCCCGACCGGUGCCAGGACGCCAGCGAGGUGCAGCGGGACCCGCGCGCAGGCUCUGCGCCCGGGGCCGAGGAGGCGCAGGUGGACCCGCGCAAGGACUCACAGAGCAGCUCGGAGCGCUUCCUGGAGCAGUCGCACUCGUCCAUGGAGCGCGCCUUCGAGGUGGACUACGGCCGCUCCUGCGACUACAAGGUGGGCUCGCCGUCCUACCUGGACAAGCUGCUGUGGCGCGACAGCAAGCCGCACCACUACUCGGAGCCCAAGCUCAUCCUCGACCUGUCGCACUGGAAGCAGACGGCCGGCGCGUCCCCCACGGCCGCGGUGGCGCCGGACGCGGUGGCGCGCGACGAGGAACCGGCCAGCCUCUUCCUGGAGAUCGCCCAGUGGGUCAAGAGCACGCAGGGCGGUGGCCCCGAGCACGAGCACGCCAGCCCGCCUCUCGAUGGCCCCGAGCGCCGCCUGGCCGCCUCGCCCCCGAGCCAUCAGGCCCCCGGCGACGGGGGCGCCAGCCCCCAAUUCGACCUGGACGUGUUCAUCUCACGCGCGCUCAAGCUCUGCACCAAGCCAGAGGACCUGCCAGACAACAGGCUGGGAGACCUCAAUGGCGCGUGCAUCCCCGAGCACCCAGGCGAGCUCGUACAGAGUGAGGCUUUCUCCAAAGAACGGUGGUGA
This is a messenger RNA of Elephantulus edwardii (Cape elephant shrew), 1773 nucleotides long. RefSeq names its product mitogen-activated protein kinase 4 (gene MAPK4). Bases 1 to 1773 code for a protein of 590 amino acids. Gene Ontology annotation, molecular function: MAP kinase activity; ATP binding. Gene Ontology annotation, biological process: cell surface receptor signaling pathway; intracellular signal transduction; protein phosphorylation. Lineage: Eukaryota; Metazoa; Chordata; Mammalia; Macroscelidea; Macroscelididae. Gene Ontology annotation, cellular component: nucleus; cytoplasm. The record is from RefSeq and is a predicted model, not a curated record. The transcript is spliced from 5 exons.